This is a messenger RNA of Rhizophagus irregularis DAOM 181602=DAOM 197198, 588 nucleotides long. RefSeq lists its product as uncharacterized. NCBI's taxonomy places the organism in Eukaryota, Fungi, Glomeromycota, Glomeromycetes, Glomerales, Glomeraceae. The record is from RefSeq and is a predicted model, not a curated record.
AUGGCUUCUACGGCAGAAAUAUCUAAUCAGUCAUACCCUGGCCAAGCGAAUAUCAUUGCCUAUCUCGACAGCGAGGAUCCGUCUAACUGGUCUUUUUCUGACUUCCUUUCCUCAAAUUUCGUUAUGAUCGUAAAUUCACCACCCGACACAAACGACGUUAAUGGUCUCACCGGCACUUGGUGGAAUCGUUUCAACCUUGAAGUAGAGGCCAAAGGUCAUAAAGCUGUUAAAAAUCGCCGUUCGGACGUCCAAAAAUUUUUUUACGAUGUAAUUUCUGCUCGAUUGGAGAUCACACGACAACAAAAUAUUGCGAUUUCAAAGUCAAAGGUUAAGAUUAUUGCAGACAAACAAGGUAUUGACCUUGUGGGAUCAUCGUGUGAAUUUUAUGGAUCCGAAAUAAAUUCAGAGUAUUCGAAUCGAAAUUUAAAUAACAAUGAACAUAUUAUUGGAAACAAUAAAAGGAAACGGCCAGCUGAGGAAGCCUCCCGCAUCAUCACUUCUCCUCCCAAUCUUCGACAACGUGAGCAGGAUGAGCCACGAACUCUGGAAAACAAGGUGGUUGUGUUUUUCCAUUGUUUUAAUGUAUAG